AUGGAGCUGUUCGCCAUUCGUUCUUCCGGUUUCCGCACCCAUUUCCGCCCGAAAAAGUUAAUCAAAACGAUGGUGAUGUUGUUUUUGUUGGGACUUUUGCUUCUGUUCGCUCUCAACAUUUUGUACGACAAUCGGUUCGCCAUCCCGUGGAUGAAGCGGCGAUUCCAGAUCGUCCAGUGGACGGAAGAGUCCGACCAGCAGCUCCUGGGACCAAACAAUCGGAGGAUUUACUUCCACGAAACAAGCGGAAGAAGCCGCUUGACUCUGAGGCAAAGUUGCGCAGUGGAAUCGGCGGCCAAAGAGAAUCCCGACCGGCCCGUCCAGCUCAUCAUGCAGACGGAAAUUUCUUCCAUCAAUAGGCGGGGAACUUGGCUGAAUGUUUUGUCCAACUACCCCAACGUGGCCGUCAUCCUGAUCAAGGAAAUGGAUUACUUUCGAGACACUCCGCUAGAAGACUGGUACCGCAAAGGCCAAUGGCGACAGAGCCCUCACAAGCUGGAACAUUUUGCCGAUUACAUUCGGAUGCUGAGCAGUCUGAAAGGCGGAGGUCUCUACAUGGACCUGGAUUUCGUCACCAUCAAACAGCUGGACAUUAGCAACUUUUUGGCCGUCGAGGACGCGGCGGCCAAUCACCUUUCCAACGGGAUUUUCCACUUUGAUCACGGGCACCGUCUCAUCCGCGAGAUCGUCGACCAGCUGGCAGCUCGCUACCAGCCGGAAGAAUGGAACGCCCACGGUCCGGCUCUCAUUUUCUCCAUCAUGUCGAGGAUUUGCGGAUUGAAGACUGGGCAGCCGCUCUCCAACCAAUGUCAGGAUGUGGCCUUGAUGCCUUACAACUUUGUCUAUCCGAUCCACUGGCCGGAUUGGCGAAUUUACUUCCAGAAAGCCAACCGCAACGUCAUGCAGUGGAUCAACGGAAGCUACGCUGUCCACGUCUGGAACAAAAUGUCGCACUCGGAACCUCUUCUAAUCAAUUCCGAUCAAGUUUACGCCACUCUAGCCUCCAGACAUUGUCCGUUCACGGUCGCCCGAGCUGCGGAAUUCGAUUCCUCGUAAUAAUAUCGUUUUGAAUUUUGCCGCUUCUUUUCGGUAAUAAUACAAA
Daphnia pulicaria is the source of this 1102-nucleotide messenger RNA. RefSeq names its product lactosylceramide 4-alpha-galactosyltransferase-like. Gene Ontology annotation, molecular function: hexosyltransferase activity. NCBI's taxonomy places the organism in Eukaryota, Metazoa, Arthropoda, Branchiopoda, Diplostraca, Daphniidae. Bases 1 to 1056 code for a protein of 351 amino acids. Gene Ontology annotation, biological process: glycosphingolipid biosynthetic process. The record is from RefSeq and is a predicted model, not a curated record. The transcript has a single exon.